AUGGCUCCUUCUGCCAUCUCCAACUCGCCGCCAUCAAGGCCGGCGGAACUCGCCACGUCGAAUGAUACAACCUUUGCCAUCCAGCCUCCUGCAAACUUCGUUGGGUACGACCACGUAACAUGGUGGGUUGGCAACGCAAAACAGGCCGCCUCGUACUACACAUCCCUCUUCGACUUCAAGCACGUUGCCUACCGCGGCCUUGAGACGGGGAGCCGGUACUUUACCUCAUACGUUAUUGCAAACAAUGAUGUCCGCUUCGUUUUCACCUCGCCCAUCCGCUCGGCCGUGCACUUGCCCGCGGACGAGCCCAUCUCGGAGUCGGAUCUUGUGUUGCUGAAGGAGAUGCACGCGCAUCUGGAGAAGCACGGUGAUGCUGUCAGGGACGUCGCUUUCGAGGUGGACAAUGUGGAAGCCGUAUACAACACUGCUGUGGAAGCAGGCGCCAAAGCUGUCCAGCCCCCGCAAGUACACAAGGACGCGGACCAUGGGUCCGUGACCACCGCUUCCAUCUGCACAUACGGCGACACCACACACACUCUCAUCGCCCGCAACUCGUAUACAGGACCUUUCCUGCCUGGCUUCAGAGAGGGAAAGAAGGUUCAGUCCUCUAUCAGCAUGCCGGAAGUACCCCUUCGUCGUGUGGAUCACUGUGUCGGCAACCAGUCCUGGAACGAGAUGGUGUCCGCGUGUGCCUUCUAUGAGAAAUGUCUCUCCUUCCACCGCUUCUGGUCCGUCGACGACUCUCAGAUCUCCACUGAAUUCUCAGCACUGAACUCGAUCGUAAUGGCGAGCCCCAACAACCUCGUCAAGAUGCCCAUCAACGAGCCCGCACCUGGCAAGAAGAAGUCCCAGAUCGAGGAGUACGUCACAUUCAACUCGGGGCCCGGCGUCCAGCACAUUGCCCUCCUCACCAAGGAUAUCAUCACGUCGGUCUCUGCGCUGCGCGCUCGCGGCGUGGAAUUCAUCAACGUCCCGCCGACCUACUAUGACACCAUGCGUCACCGCCUCAAGACUGAGAAGCGCAACUGGGAGCUGAUGGAGGACUUUGAGACCAUUCAGAAACUCAACAUCCUCAUUGACUACGACGAGGGCGGUUACCUGCUACAGCUGUUCACCAAGCCUUUGAUGGAUAGGCCUACGGUCUUCAUUGAGAUUAUUCAGCGAAACGACUUUGAGGGUUUCGGCGCAGGGAACUUCAAGAGCCUGUUCGAAGCGAUUGAGCGUGAACAGGCUGAGCGUGGUAACUUGUAA
Emericellopsis cladophorae is the source of this 1251-nucleotide messenger RNA. RefSeq names its product 4-hydroxyphenylpyruvate dioxygenase-like protein. NCBI's taxonomy places the organism in Eukaryota, Fungi, Ascomycota, Sordariomycetes, Hypocreales, Bionectriaceae. The transcript has a single exon. The record is from RefSeq and is a predicted model, not a curated record. Gene Ontology annotation, molecular function: 4-hydroxyphenylpyruvate dioxygenase activity. The coding region runs from base 1 to 1251 and encodes 416 amino acids. Gene Ontology annotation, biological process: L-tyrosine catabolic process.